AGCGAGGAAGGAAGGAAGGAAGUGGAGGAUUCCAUCCAGCUUCCCUUUUCCUCCUCCACCUGCCGCCGCCGAGCGCGACCAUGGCGUCGCCGCCGUCCGUCCCCGCCGCGACGCUCCGACAUCCGGGCCUCCAGGUAGGAUGUGGCCUCCUCCUGCGCUCAGCCGGCGAACCCUGCCUCCGCGCCACCCUUCCGUUCAGGUUAGGUGGACUGUCAUUGAGGAAGUGCCACACAGGCGCUAGGGCUGUGUCAGCCACGAGAAGUCCCGGUUUGGGCAAUGCAGAGAAUCUGCGUGAGGGUUCGAGCUUGUCUAGGAGCUGGGAUUUAGACCGACAGAUUGGUGAUAACCAUGAUGUUCUGAUAGAAUGCAGGGAUGUGCAUAAGUCCUUUGGAGACAAGCGUGUUUUGCAAGGCGUCAGCUUCAAGAUUAGACGUGGUGAAGCUGUUGGAAUAAUCGGUCCUUCGGGAACUGGCAAAUCAACUAUUUUGAAGGUUAUAGCAGGCCUUCUAGCUCCCGACAAGGGUGAGGUCAUCAUCUGCGGAAAGAAAAGAAAUGGCUUAGUUAGUGAUGAGGACAUAUCAGGUCUCCGGAUUGGCUUGGUGUUUCAAAGUGCGGCGCUGUUUGAUUCUCUCAAUGUUCGUGAAAACGUUGGAUUCCUUUUAUAUGAAAACUCCAACUUGCCUGAAGAGCGAAUAGGUGAACUAGUGGCAGAAACCUUGGCUGCAGUAGGCCUAAAAGGUGUCGAAGAGCGAAUGCCAUCUGAACUGUCCGGUGGCAUGAAAAAGCGGGUAGCCCUUGCUCGUUCAAUAAUAUAUGAUGAUACGAAAGAAACAAUAGAGCCAGAGGCGCUUUUAUACGAUGAACCUACAGCUGGACUUGACCCUAUUGCAUCCACUGUUGUUGAAGACCUUAUACGUUCCAUGCAUGUGACUGGGAAAGAUGCUCUCGGUAAGCCGGGAAAAAUAGCAUCCUAUGUGGUCGUCACUCAUCAGCACAGCACAAUAAGAAGAGCUGUUGAUAGGUUGUUGUUUCUCCACGAGGGAAAGGUAGUUUGGGAAGGAAUGACACAGGAAUUCACAACCUCAACAAACCCUAUUGUACAGCAGUUUGCAUCUGGUAGCCUGGAUGGACCGAUACGAUACAUCUGAGGAUUUAUCGAAGCGUCUGUCGAGCAUUCGACACCCUCCUACACCAGCAUCCACGUUGCCUCAUCUUAGAGAGGCAUCGGCAACCAAAAACAUGCAAGUGGCGGUGCCAUUGGGCUCUGGAGAUAGAUGGUGUCAUUCAGUAACUAAUAGCUCUGUUUGACACACAAGAAUGUAACUCUUCAUUCAUUGGACCUUAAGUGGAAUAAACAGCAAAAGAAAUUGUUAAGUUAGAUGUCCCCAUUGAUGAGUUUCUGAGUUGAUGUAAAUGUCAUUCUCUUCCAGAAUCCAGAACUCAUUUUUUUGUUUUGUUCAUGUUAUGUCUAAUUGUAAUGUUUUAUGGACAACGAAUGAAUGCGUCCAUGAAUGAAUUGUAAAGUAGUACUAUUGGUUUGUAAUGUGCUGAAACAUUGAGUGACACCA
Molecule: messenger RNA, 1568 nt
Organism: Brachypodium distachyon (stiff brome)
Lineage: Eukaryota; Viridiplantae; Streptophyta; Magnoliopsida; Poales; Poaceae
Product: protein TRIGALACTOSYLDIACYLGLYCEROL 3, chloroplastic
Exons: 11
Coding region: 81-1148 (355 amino acids)
Molecular function (GO): ATP hydrolysis activity; ATP binding
Source: RefSeq, a predicted model, not a curated record